Molecule: messenger RNA, 6165 nt
Organism: Oncorhynchus masou masou (cherry salmon)
Lineage: Eukaryota; Metazoa; Chordata; Actinopteri; Salmoniformes; Salmonidae
Product: SH3 and PX domain-containing protein 2A-like
Exons: 14
Coding region: 405-3713 (1102 amino acids)
Biological process (GO): superoxide anion generation
Cellular component (GO): cytoplasm
Molecular function (GO): protein binding; phosphatidylinositol binding; superoxide-generating NADPH oxidase activator activity
Source: RefSeq, a predicted model, not a curated record
CGCAGCAGUGCUCUGCAUUAUGCGCUCGCGAAUCCGCCAUCCUCCCUCUGUUCAGUGUGUUGUUCACAGUUUUUCUUGCUCAGCAAAGAUAACCGGCGACAGGAAGCUGGCAACUUGCAUUGAUUGUAUGUAUGUAGUGGAUCUGAGCGGCGACUGAAAGCUGGCAACUUGCAUUGAUUUUAUGUAUGUAGUGGAUCUGAGCGCUCCAAUACGUGCAUUGCUACGUCAAAUUUUACUUGACAAACAUGGAGGUUUAUUUUGGCCUACAUUGUCUUUAUAAGUAGAUUUGAGCUAUGAUAGAUUGACCUGCUGAAACUUUAUUUUUGACAAUAAGAGGAGCCCCCACAUUACUCAUUUUCUGCCAGCUGGAUUACAGGAUUGUAUGAUAACUUUUGAAGUUCAAGAUGCAGGUCCGAACGGUCCUUGAAGUGAAAGUUAUGGAUGUGCAGAAGAAGCGGAAUCCCUCUAAACAUUACGUGUACCUCAUCAAUGUCACAUACUCUGACUCCACCUCUCAUGUCAUCUACAGGAGAUACAGCACUUUUUUUGAUCUCCAGAUGCAGAUCCUGGACAAGUUCCCAGUGGAGGGAGGUCAGAAGGACCCCAAAAAGAGAAUAAUUCCCUUCUUACCAGGUAAACUCUUAUUUCGGCGAAGUCAAGUCAGAGACGUGGCUGUGAAAAGGUUGAAGCAUCUUAAUGACUACUGCAGAGCUGUGAUGAGGCUCCCUAACCAGAUCUCCCAGAGUGAGGAGGUGCUGAGUUUCUUUGAAACCAAGGCUGAGGACAUCAACCCUCCUAAAGAGGACUAUGGGGGAUCCACCAAACACAAAUCAGGUUUGGAUGGUGCCGAUCCUAUGCUACUGGAGCAGUACAUGGUGGUGGCCAACUAUGAGAAGCAGGAGCCGGCGGAAAUCAGCCUGCAGGCCGGCAAACUGGUAGACGUCAUCGAUAAGAGCGAGAGUGGCUGGUGGUUUGUCAGUACAGCGGAGGAGCAGGGCUGGGUCCCUGCCACAUACCUGAAUACCCACAGCAACACACGGGAUGACCUGGAGCUGGGCGCCUCCAAGUCCAGGGAAGUCACUAAGCACCGUAAGGCCCAUCUGAAGAGGCUGGACCGGAGAUGGACCCUGGGGGGAAUGGUCAGCAGGCAGCAGAGCCGAGAGGAGAAGUAUAUGACGGUGCAGCCAUACACCAGCGAGGGAAAGGAUGAGAUCGCCUUUGAGAAAGGAGUCAUCGUGGAGGUCAUCCAGAAGAACCUGGAGGGUUGGUGGUUCAUCAGGUACCAGAAUAAGGAGGGCUGGGCCCCGGCCUCCUACCUGAAGAAGGUGAUGGAGGACUUCUCUCCCCGUAGUAGUAAUAAGAAGACCCCAUUGACUGGCCCGGUGGAGAUAAUCAGCAACAUCAUGGAGAUCAGCAACCUGCUGAACAAGAAGGCCCUGAGUGAGAAGGACGUGCAGACAGACGGCCAGCCAGAGGACAACCCCCUAACCACCCCCUCCCUGAUCAAGAGGCAGAUCAGCCUGCCCAUACCCUGCUCUAGCUCGGACUUCAGCCCUGGUGCCGCACUGGUGGAUGUUAAGGGCAAAGUAGAACCAGCCUCUCCAGUCAUAGCCCGCAUUGCUCCUCACAGAAUAGAGAUCGGCUCCCCAAUCCUCAGACAAAAGCCACCUCCUCGCAGAGAUGCAACUCUGGGAUUCAAUUUACCCUCGCCACCAGAGCCCCCUACUGUUGAAGCAGAGUACUACACCAUUGCAGAGUUCCAGUCCGUCAUUUCAGAUGGCAUCAGUUUUAAUGGAGGGCAGAAAGCAGAUGUGAUCGAGAAGAACUCUGGUGGCUGGUGGUAUAUCCAGAUUGGUGAGAAAGAGGGCUGGGCUCCCUGCUCCUACAUCGACAAACGAAAGAAGCCCAACCUAAACCGCAGAACCAGCACUCUGAGCCGGCCCAAAGUCCCGCCCCCAGCCCCGCCCGUCAAGAAGCAGGACUCUGAGGAGACUAUCCCUACCAGCAUUCCUGGUUCCGAGGUUCCAGAGUCCCCUGCAUCUCCUGGAAGGCCUUUGUACGAGGAGCCAGAAUAUGAUAUUCCUGCCAUUGGGUUUGAUCUGGAGUCAGAGUUUGAGUUCCUCAGGACAGAUGGGUCCUCAGCGGAUGGGAAGAACGAGGAUAGCUCCUCAGAGAAGGGCUCUCACCUUUCCUCCAAGCCAUCUCCGUCCUCUUCUCUCCAUAGCGCCUCCUUCAAGAUGGGCGAGUCGUCCGAGGACGUGGGGCAGGAAGAGGAGGAGCCUGAGGGAGAGGAGUGUAUCUAUGAGAAUGACUGCUUCAUGCGUUUCAGAGAGAUGCCUUAUACACAAUCCAGUGGCGACUCAGACUUCCUGAAGAUUAGUGCCCCGUUGGAGACUAGCAAAGCUGAAAACUCUCACUCCAUGUUUGGGGCAAGGAGAAAAGGGAAGACAAUCCAGCUGAACGGCAGCCAGUCCCUGUCUCAAACCAAAGCAGAGGCCGGGGCAUCCAGCUCUAAACCUGCCACUACAGAGUCCAACCCAGAUCUCUCCAAGCAGUCCAGGCCCAAGAAGGACAAAGAGGAGCACAAGAUGGGCUCCACCAAGUCCUCCACCAAACCUAAGCCAUUGGUCAGGCCUAAGCCCCAGCUGGCCAAGGCCUCCAGUGCAGAGAAAAUGGACAUCGGCAGCCUCCGGAGACAACUUAGGCCUACAGGCCAGCUGAAGAAGGGCUCCAGAGGAGAAGACUUUGAAACAGCCUCUGUCAUCUCCUCUGAGGACUCUGUGUCCUCCCACAGCACCUCCGACAUCUCCUCCAUCUAUUCUAAAGGCAGCCGGGGAGACUCAGACGAGGGCUGCAGUCUCUACCGCACUACAGAGGCCUAUGAGAAGGUCCAGGACUCAGAGAUGAGCUUCCCUCCCGGGGUGGAAGUGGAGGUGCUGGAGAAGCAGGAGAGCGGCUGGUGGUACGUCCGCUUGGGCGACACUGAGGGCUGGGCUCCAACCUACUACCUGGAGCCUGUCAGGCAGCUAGACGACAAAGCUGGGUCAGAGUCCGAUGGCACCCCUACCAAACUGGGCAGCCUGAGCAAGUCCAACAGCCUGGAGAAGAAUGAGCAGAGAGUCCAGGCCCUGAACAACAUCAACCAGAGCCUAAAGAGGAGCAUACCACCCAUCCCCUCCAAGCCCUUUGGCCUGUUCAAUGGCUCUCAGAAGAAUGUUUUGAAACAGCAGCAGGUGGUCAGGCCCCAGUCUGUCUUCAUCUCCAAGCCAAUCAUCGACGGGCCAAACCCAGUAGGCUCCCUUAGGAGGGGUGAGUCACUCAAUUCCACUGACCACCCACGCUCUAGUCCCAGCUUGCGCCGCAACGCUUCCUUUGGUACUAACCCGCGGUGCCCAGUGCCGAAUGGUAACAUGGCAAACCGGAACAGACCCGGCACGGGAAGCUCCGAAUCACUGGGCCGGGGGACUCAGAGGAACGGUCUACCUAUUUCCACGGUGAAACCCAAAACCCACCUCAUCCACAACAACCUCCAUGAGGUGUAUGUCUCCAUAGCGGAUUACCAUGGUGAUGAGGAGACCAUGGGGUUCCCCGAAGGAACGACUCUGGAGGUUCUGGAGAGGAACCCUAAUGGGUGGUGGUACUGCCAGAUCCUGGACGGAGGUCGACCUCGAAAAGGCUGGGUCCCCUCAAAUUACCUGGAAAGGAAGAGCUAGUAACACACUAUUAUUCAGUGCAUGUGCAAUCAGGUCAGAGACCAUGGAAGACAGUGGAGAUGGUGGAGAUGGAAAUGGAAAGACACUGUUUAUUUACAGUGUAAGAAGACACCAUUUAUAGUAUCAUUGAAGUGGUAUACUUUGUGUUUUCUAAACUGAGGGCGGCCAACCAAUCCUGCAUAUAAUUACUUGACAUUUUAUUAUUCUAAUCUGAAGUGACAAAGAAAAUACUUCAAAGUAUACUUUUUUGACAGGAUUUUAUCUAUUCACAGAUAGCCGGGGGUUGGAACAAAUACCUUUGGCAUUAAAAUCAGCAAAAGGUCAAUCAAAUAUUUAACAAAAUAAUUAAACAAAGUGGUUGAUUUGAUGAAAUGUGCUUUUUGAUCCAAAAUGGAAGAAUAAUGGGAUUUGGACACCAGUGGAAGAGCUUUGAACAGCUUUGGCUGAUCAUGGUGAGAUUUUGUGACAUGAUAACAUUACUUAAUGAUCUCCAAUGGGCAACAAAUUAUUCACUUCUAAUGAUAUUUGAUCAUAUAAUGUUUUUUUAUGAUUUCUUCUUUAAAGGUCCAACGCAGCCAUUUUUAUAUCAAUAUCAAAUAAUUUCUGGGUAAAAAUAAGUAGCUUACUGUGAUUGUUUUCAAUUAAAAUAGUCAAAAAUAAACAAAAAUAGCUUGUUAGCAAAUAGCAAUAGGUUUAUUAACUAAUUUACUCAAAUAGCUUUUACUCUAAAAGGGCAUUAUCAUAUAUUUUUUUACAAUUUCACAGUAUUAUUCUAACAUGAUAGUGUGUAAAUAUAUAUACAGUGCAUUUGCAAAGUAUUCAGACCUCUUCCACCUUUUCCACAUUUUGUUACGUUACAGCCUUAUUCUAAAAUGGAGGAAAUCCUCAGCAAUCUACACACAAUACCCCAUUACGACAAAGCAAAAACAGGUUUUUAAAACCUUAUUUAUAUAAGAAUUCAGACACUAUGCUAUGAGAAUCGAAAUUAAGCUCACGUGCAUCCUGUUUCCAUUGAUCAACCUUGAGAUGUUUCUACAACUUGAUUGGAGUUCCUUGAUUGGAGAAACUUCCAGAAGGACAACCAUCUCUGCAGCACUCUACCAAUCAGGCCUUUAUGGUAGAGUGGCCAGACGGAAGCCACUUCUCAGUAAAAUGCACAUGAUAGCCCGCUUGAAAUUUGACAAAAUGCACCUUAAUGAAUGUCUCUCAGACCAUGAGAAACAAGAUUCUCUGGUCUGAUGAAACCAGGCUUGAAUGCCAAGCGAAGCGUCACGUCUGUAGGAAACCUGGGACCAUGGGGGUGGAAGCAGCAUGCUGUGAGGUUGAUUUUCAGUGGCAGGGACUGGGGGACUAGUCAGGAUUGAGGGAAAGAUGAACAGAGCAAAGUACAGAGCGCCCCAGAGCGCUCAGGGCCUCAGACUGGGAUUAAGAUUCACCUUCCAACAGGACAACGACCCUAAGUACACAGCCAAGACAACGCAGGAGUGGCUUCGGGACAAGUCUCUGAAUGUCCUUGAGUGGUCCAGCCAGAGCCCGAACUUGAACAAAAUCGAACAUCUCUGGAGAGACCUGAAAAGAGCUGUGCAGCAACACUCCCCUUCCAACCUGACAGAGUUUAAGAGGAUCUGCAGGGAAGAAUGGAAGAAACUCCCCAAAUACAGGUGUGCCAAGCUUGUAGCUUCAUACCCAAGAAGACUCAAGGCCGUAAUCCCUGCCAAAGGUUUUUCAACAAAGUACUGACUAAAGGGUCUGAAUACUUAUGGAAAUGUAAUAUUUCAGUAUUUUAUUUUUAAUACAUUUGCAAAAAUAUCUUAAAACCUUUUUUUGCUUUGUCACUUUGGGGUAUAAUUUGUAGAUUUGACGAGGAUUUUUUUUUUAGAAUAAGGCUAUAAUCCAACAAAAUGUUGAAAAGUCAAGGGGUCUGAAUACUUUCCGAAUGCAUUGUAUAUAUAACACAGACAAAUGUAGUUUUUGGCUGCACUGGACCUUUAAAGCUUUUUGCAUGUUUAAAAUGUUUUGUUUAAGUAAUGUAUGUUGUAUUUAAAAGGUCUGUUGCUACACCUUCUCAUAUGUUAAAUGUCAUUUGCAGGAUGUCUUGUGCAUGUUUUUAAGUCACUUUGUUAUGAAGCUUAAUGUAUAUUUCACGUAAUAUUGUUUCAUAUGGCUAUGUGUGUAUGACAUCUUGUUGUAGAGCUUUGUGAAUGUGUUCUAUCAGUUCAUUACAGCAUGUAAGUAAUUUGAUACCUCUUAAAAGCUACAGUCUGAGAUUUGAAAAACAAGUGUCCCUGCGUCCCUGCCACUCGUUUUGGGUGCAGCUGAGGGAUAGGGCUAGGACAAUUUCGGUUUAUGACAAAGACAGACAGUUGUGCUGAAGGCAUUUAUAAGAAUUUUCUUCCAGAAUCAAUGGAUAAAUAUGAAGAAUUGAAAUAACCAUUAAACAGCUUCCCAAGUU